AACAAAGGAAUGGGGUCUGGUGUGAACAAGGAACAGCUGAGUUGGAGUUGAAGUCGAAAUGGACAUUAGUAACUGUCGAUCUGAUGUCCAGAAGUGCUUGGCGGUCAUAUGUGAUAAUGCUAACGCUAUCAUAACCAUGGAGUCGACUCUCGAGCAACAUCUGGAUGAUACCAUGAAGAAUCCAGCCAUUGUCGGAGUUCUCUGCACGGACCAACAAGGACAUAUUCUAGGAUGUCGUGGCUCUCUGUCUGAUGAGCAUGGGGGAGUGGUAUCUGUACUGGCCAGACAGGCAGCCUCUCUCACCAGAGACCCUACAGACAGUCCCACAGUGUGCCUGGAGUCAGAUUCAGGGAAUAUUCUAGUGAGAACACAUGGAACCAUCACCAUAGCUGUUCACAAGAUGGCGUCAUGAGGUCACCUAAUGAAGAUAGACGAGGCUGUUUGUAAAUCUGUUUGUUCACUAAUGCUAAAUAAUCAUACCCAAUAUAAAGUCUGGAUCUGGGAGGUCACAUAGAAGAUUGUAUUUUUAAUUUUUUUUCCACUGUCUGUUUGGCCAAGAGUCAUAUUUAAAAGUCAAGUACAUACUAUGAGUUAUGUUUUGUAUAUGUUAAUAGGGUCUGAUCUGUUUUUGGGAUGAUUUAUUUCUUAUUCAAUAAAUGGCUAAUACUUUUUUGGACAUUUUUCAUCUGAAAUCAGGUCCGAUUGUUUUUUUUUUUUCAAAUCUAUGUAGAAAUAUUGUAUAUGUUCAUAUUAAAAGCAAUGUAACAAUUUG
This is a messenger RNA of Salmo salar (Atlantic salmon), 772 nucleotides long. Its product is annotated as ragulator complex protein LAMTOR5. Gene Ontology annotation, cellular component: Ragulator complex; lysosome; cytoplasm. Lineage: Eukaryota; Metazoa; Chordata; Actinopteri; Salmoniformes; Salmonidae. Gene Ontology annotation, molecular function: guanyl-nucleotide exchange factor activity. The record is from RefSeq and is a predicted model, not a curated record. Gene Ontology annotation, biological process: negative regulation of apoptotic process; cellular response to amino acid stimulus; positive regulation of TORC1 signaling.